CAAAUCCCUCUAUUCAAAGGAACAAUGGUGAGAGCCUGUGGUCUGCUAACUGCCCAAAAGGAACCAGUUCCUCUGAAGAGCAUUGAGGUGGAGCUGGAGGUGAGGGACCAUGUGGCUACAGUGGUCUCCACUCUGAACUACGAGAACAAGGAGGACAAACCAUUAGAGGCUGUUUUUGUCUUCCCUCUGCCUGGAGAUGCUGCUGUCUGUCAUUUCAGUGCUCAGAUUGGACAGACACAGAUUGUAGCUGAGGUGAAGGAGAAACAGAAGGCUCGUGAGGAGUAUGAUGAUGCUCUGAGCUCGGGUCAGCAGGCCUUCCUAUUGGAGGAGAGUGAUCAGAGUCCAGAUAUAUUCUCUCUGAGUGUGGGCAGUCUGCCUCCAGGAGAGAGCGCCUCCAUCAGGUUGGAGUACGUGACUGAGCUGGCUGUGCAGGCUGAUGAUGGUCUGAGGUUCUGUCUGCCUGCUGUGCUCAACCCUCGAUACCAGCCUCAGGGUAGUGAAGGUGCAGGUGUCCAGGUGACUUCUGUUCCAGCCUCUCUGGUGCCCUACAGUCUGUCUUUUUCUGCCCGAGUGUCCUCUCCUCGUCCAAUCUCUAAAGUAGAGUCCAACUGUUCCCUGGACCCUCUCCAGUACCUCAACACUGAUCAAACCCAGGCCACGGUCAAGCUGGCUGCAGGACACAAGUUUGACAGAGAUGUUGAACUGCUGAUUUAUUACAAAGAUGCCCACCAGCCCACUGCUGUGGUGGAGGCAGGACAGGCCUCUGCUGAGCCGGGCUCUCUGAUGGGUGAUUCAGUGGUGAUGGUGAGUCUGUACCCUGAGUUUCCCCAGUCUGUGACGUCUUCAGUGGCUUCAUGUGGAGAGUUUGUGUUGUUAAUGGAUCGAUCUGGAAGUAUGAGUAAUUCUCGCAUCAGCAGUGCCAGGGAUACUCUGCUGCUCCUGUUGAAGAGCUUACCAAUGGGCUGCUAUUUCAAUAUUUACAGUUUUGGGUCCAGAUAUGAACACAUCUUCCCUAAGAGUGUGGAGUACAGCCAGCAGACCAUGGAGGAGGCUCUAAAGACAGUUGUGCAGAUGGAAGCUAAUCUUGGAGGAACAGAGAUGCUGCAGCCCCUCAAACAUAUUUACAGCCAGCCCUGCAUUCCCAAUCAGCCUCGACAGGUAACACACCAGCUGUUUGUCUUUACUGAUGGAGAGGUGUGGGACACCAAAGAAGUGAUAGAUCUGGUGAAGAGGAACUCAGAUUCUCACAGGUGUUUCUCUUUUGGGAUUGGGGAAGGGGCCAGCUCUGCUCUCAUCAAUGGGAUGGCCAAAGAAGGAGGAGGUCACGCUCAGUUCAUCACAGACACUGACAGGAUGCAAGCAAAAGUGAUGCAGUCGCUGCGAUUUGCUCUGCAGCCGGCUGUGGUCGACAUCUCAGUCACAUGGGAUUUACCAAAGGAAGUGUCUGUCACUGUCCUCUCUCCACCAAUCACAGCACUUUUUCCAGGUCAAAGGUCACUGAUUUAUGCCCAGCUCAGUGGACAGAGCUCAGAGGCAGCAGAGGGCUGUGUGACGGUGAAGUACAGCCUGGCAGGUCAUCCCUCUGAGAACCAGCUGCACUUCAGUCUCAGACCUGCAGAGGACACUGGAUUAACAGUCCACAAGUUGGGUGCUCGGACUCUGAUUCGUUCCCUGGAGGAGGGAGAACACAGAGGAUGGCAAGACACAAAAGUGAAGGAGAAGGUGGUGCAGCUCAGUGUCCAAUCGGGAAUAAGCAGUUCACUGACUGCCUUCAUUGCUGUCUUCAAUAACAAUGGCGAGGCGAUUCAAGGACCUCUUCUGCACAAAAAUAUUUUAAAACAUGAUUACGUUGAUUGCACUCUGAGUUCUUACCAGGAUUAUGAAGAUCUCCAAGAGCCUUCCGUUCUUACCAUGGAUUACAUGUAUGCUGAUCAGGAAUCUUAUGAUUACGUUGGUUGCACCCUGAAUCCUUAUCAGAAUUGUGAAGGUUACAUGGAUGCUGAUCAGGAAUCUGGUGAUUACAUGGAUUGCGCACUGCCUCUUGAUCAGGAUUAUGAAACUUGUAGCUACAAACCUAGAAAUAAGUCUGACAGCAAGACAGGGGUAUUUACUCAGAUGAAGAAGAUACUAAGUGACUUUUGGAAAUCUUGUAAGACGGUGGCUGAUGGCGCUCUAAAAUCUGUGUCUGAAGGUAAUGCUAGAUCUUCUGUGUCUGAGCAGCAAACCAGAGAUCCUUUGCUGCAGUUAGUCUCCCUCCAGGAGGCAACUGGCAAAUGGUUGCUUGAUCCAGCUCUGCCUACUGCACUGGGAAAGACGAACGAGGAGGUGGAGAAGUCAAAGCCAGUAUUGGCCAACAAGGAAAUUUGGGCUACCAUUCUGGCUCUGAUCUGGCUUCAUGGUUUAAAGAUGGAUUCAAAGAAUGAGUGGGAUCUUCUGGCUAUGAAGGCUGCCUCAUGGCUCCGUGCUCAGAAUGCACCGUGGGUGACAGAGUGUGUGGAAGCUGCAAAUUUACUGUUGGGUUGCAGCGUGAUGAAAGAAGCUCUGGGACUCUGAGGGAUUUCUUAUGAACCCUUUUCCAAUAGUACCUACUUGAUUUGGGUCAGCACGGCUCAACUCUGUUUUUAGCCUUUUCCAUUAAGUGAUAGUAUCUGGUAGUGGAUAGUUUUUUAGUACCUCCUCAGCCGGGGUUCCAAGCGAUCCAUGCAAGUAGAAAAUGUGACAUCAACAGACUGCGUGCCACAAAUUGCUUGGUCAGAGGUGUCACUCGAUGAAUCAUGAGAGCGUCUCUUUAAUGACUAACCAACUAAACUGUCAUUUUUGAAACCUAACAACAAGGGCAAUGGCUACACUAAAGACAACACUGUGAUCACUGACUCUGCCAAAAAGCCACAGACUGAGCAACAGGUAUAACACUACCUUUCUUGUGGCGUUCGUGUCACAUACAAAUGAUAUUACAGUCAUGCCUGCUUACCUGAUGAAUGGUUGUUGUCUGCCACUAAUUUUAGUAUAUCACCUUUGUGAUUCAUUUUAAUACUUUGGUUCAAAAAUGUCGUGCAGAGAAAGGGACACUCCAAAACAAACAACAAACACAUCUCCCACUACUGUCCAAGUUGCGGCAUUUUUUUAUUUACUUAGUCAGUUAUUAGUUAUCGGUGCAAAAUCUCCACGUACUGACAAGUACUGUAAUUCUAUGAAUACAUCGAGAAGUUAAACAAGAGAAACUGUAUGCAGGUGGAUUAUGGCAGUUCUGUUUUUACAAUAAUAAAAAUCAAUAAUCAGCAAGUAAAAC
This is a messenger RNA of Haplochromis burtoni (Burton's mouthbrooder), 3289 nucleotides long. Its product is annotated as von Willebrand factor A domain-containing protein 5A. Bases 25 to 2553 code for a protein of 842 amino acids. NCBI's taxonomy places the organism in Eukaryota, Metazoa, Chordata, Actinopteri, Cichliformes, Cichlidae. The transcript is spliced from 23 exons. The record is from RefSeq and is a predicted model, not a curated record.